Molecule: messenger RNA, 1239 nt
Organism: Fusarium mangiferae
Lineage: Eukaryota; Fungi; Ascomycota; Sordariomycetes; Hypocreales; Nectriaceae
Exons: 1
Coding region: 1-1239 (412 amino acids)
Biological process (GO): positive regulation of transcription by RNA polymerase II
Cellular component (GO): nucleus
Molecular function (GO): DNA-binding transcription factor activity; transcription cis-regulatory region binding
Source: RefSeq, a predicted model, not a curated record
AUGACCCCUGCCCCUCUCAACCAAGAAUCUUCGCUCGAGCCAGAUGGAAAAGACCAAAGUCUACAAGAACGCUUCAUCAAAUUCAUUCUGCCAACGAUCUUUCCUAUCCUCGACUUCAACCGACGCCGCCAAGCCAGCUCGGAGCUGAUCCUCCCUAGCCUUGAAUCAAACGGUGCCUUUCUCCACUGCUGCCUCUGCGUCGCUGCCCAGAGCCUCAAGUCACAUACCAAUGGCUCAAACUCUACCGAAGAGAUCGACAAAGAAAUCAUGCGACAUCGCUAUGCCAGCAUCGAAGCUCUUCGCGCUCUCAAGAAGGAUGAGAAACACCAACAAACUCUGGAGACAACACUCGGCCUCACCUUCUCCCAGUCUAUCGUUGGCCACUAUGACGAUGACCUUCCCGAUGCCUCUUGGGACCUGCAUUUUCAAGCCGCGAUGAGUUUAGUACAGAAGCUUAAACUUCCCAGCAUCGUCUCUGAUCCUGCCAAGGUAUCGAUGCAAACUCCUUUCAUCAUGUCACUCUCGUCAUGGAUUGACAUUCUCGGUGCCACCAUGAAGGGUCGCUCACCAAAAUUUGCUUCCACUUACCGUGAGAAGAUUCUUUCUCCGCUCAACCCUAGUCUCGGCCUGCGCGAGCUGAUGGGCUGUGAUGAUCGGGUCAUGCAUAUCAUUUCCGAGAUCGCCUGUCUCGAGUCUUUCAAGAAGGUUGGCAUGAUGGACUUCGCGCUCUGCCAGCAUGUCCUUGCCCUUGAAGAACAGAUUAAAUUGACCGAGAUGAGUGAUGCAGGCUCCAAAAUGCCCUUUGAUGCUAAUGAUGGCCUUAUACCUGAGCAGCUUACCAAGAACAUAACCAUAGCCUUCCGUAUUGCUGCACGUGUCUUUCUCUACAGCCUGGUUCCUGGGUUCAACCCCAGAGAGCCAUGCCACAUAGACUUGGUCAAAAAGCUGACUACGGUGCUUCAGCGUAUUCCCUCGGGCCCUCAUGGAUUUGACCGCAACCUUACUUGGGUCUAUCUCAUUGGCGGCUCCAUCAGCGUUCCUGAUAGCCCAUUCCGACCUUUCUUUGAGGACCGCUUGGCUCGACUGGGCGACUCGGCUAAAAUUGGCAACAUAGGACGUGCAGCUGUCCUCCUAGUCGAGGUGUGGGCUCAGAAUGACAGACUCCCGGUCGAGAGCACGUCGUACAUCCACUGGCGAGAUGUCAUGGAAUCGAAAAAGUGGGACUUUUUAUUGCUUUGA